AUGGAUUCUGAGGAUGACGAGGCGGACUCGGAAGAAGACUCUGCGGAGGACGACGCACUCGCCGAAGCUGUCUGCGAGGGCAUGGAAGAAGCAGGGGAUGAGGACGCUUCCGUGCUCAUCGAGAAGUCUGAAGAUGUGUUGGUGGCCGAGGAGCUAUCUGAGCUCGCCGUCCCGCUGGUAGUUGUCGUCGCGCUUUCGGUGCUUGGUGAAGAGGAUGGGGGAGGAGAAGACGUGCCCCCAAAGGCCCACCCGCUCGCCAUAGGGAUACUCGGGCCAUAG
Messenger RNA from Trichosporon asahii var. asahii CBS 2479, 279 nucleotides. RefSeq lists its product as uncharacterized. The record is from RefSeq and is a predicted model, not a curated record. Lineage: Eukaryota; Fungi; Basidiomycota; Tremellomycetes; Trichosporonales; Trichosporonaceae. The coding region runs from base 1 to 279 and encodes 92 amino acids. The transcript has a single exon.